AUGAAUAGAUCCCGUAAUCUGUGGAGUGUGGAGGAGGACACUACCCUCAGGAGGUUGGUUGAAUCUUGUGAGAAAGGCAAAGUCGACUGGCGCGUUAUUGCCUCCUAUCUCCCCGGCCGAAACAACAAGGAUUGUCGCAAACGAUGGCACUAUCGUGUGUCCGCCACCAUGAACCUGGGUCCAUGGUCACAGGGCGAGGAUGAGUUGUUGAAGAUGGGUAUUCAUCGUCAUGGGCCACAUUGGUCUCGCGUUGCGCAAGUCGUGGGGACUAGGAAUGGGGAUCAAUGCUUCAAACGGUGGAACGACGUGCUAGAUCCAGCUAUUGAUCGCAGCCCCUGGACACGAGAGGAAGAUCGACUUCUUUUGCUUGCAAUCGGCGAGUAUGGACGAGCUUGGAAGAUGAUUGUCGACACAUACUUCCCCGGCCGGACGGGUCUGGAUGCAAAGAAUCGACAUCGACAACUCACUCGCAAGCGAAAGAGAGAGAGCAAACCUUCGACCAAGACGACCAAAACAACAAUUAAAAAAGAGCAACAACCACAACAACAAUUCACAUCCGUACAGUCACCACUCCCACAACUAACGCCCACCUCAUUAUCACCAGCACUAUCCGCUGUCGGAACACCUAGUAUCAUCCUUCAACACCAACACCAACAACAACACCAACACAUCGACGUAUCACCCCGAAAUUCAGAGAUGCAUCUACAUGUGCAUGACCGCUUAGUUGGCGGUGACGAUGCUACCACCGAACGAUCUCUAUCUGUUCCUCCGGCUUCGUCCUCGUCGUAUUGGGAGGUGCCUCUAGAGGGACUGUUUAGUCCACCGCUACCCACCGCCACACCGGAGACUCCAUAUAGUUCGUGCAGUAGUAUAUCGACUAGUCAUUACGAGGGAAGCUUGUCGAGCUUCAAAGGCGAACCUCAGCCACCGUACGAGAGUGGAGAGUUGCUAAUGCAUGGGGUGCCUGCAGUCCCAUACCCCUAUUACAUCCCAACACCCCACGAGCGCAGUCUUGAAAUUCAACCCCAUCUCAGCUAUCUUCCGAAUCAUGCACAUCAUCCACAUGCACACAGUCAUCACGGACACGAAGAGAAUAUCCUCGGCCUACGUCCGGGCAUGGUCAUGUCACCUCCGUUCCACGGACAGGGAGUCUUCCCCGUCCAUCACCACCAACCCUACGCACUAGACGGAAUUGUAAUGUGA
Talaromyces marneffei is the source of this 1203-nucleotide messenger RNA. RefSeq lists its product as uncharacterized. Lineage: Eukaryota; Fungi; Ascomycota; Eurotiomycetes; Eurotiales; Trichocomaceae. The record is from RefSeq and is a predicted model, not a curated record. The coding region runs from base 1 to 1203 and encodes 400 amino acids. The transcript is spliced from 6 exons.